Messenger RNA from Achroia grisella, 582 nucleotides. RefSeq lists its product as uncharacterized. The transcript has 4 exons. The record is from RefSeq and is a predicted model, not a curated record. Lineage: Eukaryota; Metazoa; Arthropoda; Insecta; Lepidoptera; Pyralidae. Bases 46 to 582 code for a protein of 178 amino acids. Gene Ontology annotation, molecular function: protein binding.
UAAGACUUAUUGAGUGUUUGACGCGAGACAUCCUGCUCUAUCAAAAUGAGAGCUAAAGGCUUAUCCAGCGUCAUUAUAGAAAUUGGCAUUUUAAUUCUCACCAUAACAAAAUUGAAUGGCAACGUAGUCACCGAUACUCCAACCAAUAAAGAAUCAAAUGAAGUUUACCAAAGAGAUAGGCCAAAAGAGAUCUUGGAACCGGAACUGCUGCCGGUACUUCAUGGUAACGACACUAGGUGUCGGAUAUCUGAAUACCUGUGCUCCAAUAAAAAAUGUGUACCGAUAAAUAGAUUUUGCGAUGGCUCCAAUGAUUGCGGCGAUUCUUCUGAUGAACCGAGGCAUUGUACACGUUGCAACAGAACCUAUUAUGGCGAUAUUGGGCGAACGUACGAGUUAGAGCUGCAUCGACCGAGAGAAGAUCUCAUUCCGUACGUUUGUUUGAUCACAAUCACAGCGCCUGGUGGUAUCCAUGGUGAUCUAGUGCAGGUUAGUAUUAACUUACCCAGUCAGAGAGCUCUGAAAUUGAGUGUUCUGUUGAUGAAACGACACCUAUGUAGGAACAUAUAUUUGAAUGAGGUAUAA